AUGGAUUUUCAACGCGUGAAUUCUUUAAACGUUUGGCUUAAUAAGCUGUCAGGUAAUCUAUUACCAAUGACUCCCGAUGGUUCAUCAUUUUCUAUGGUAUGGAGAAUAUACAGUGCUUUAAUUUGGUUGCUCGAAAUAAUUCAAAUGUGUAUUUUAAUUCCCGGUUGCAUAAUUAUGCCAAAAGAAAAAGUUCUGAAAGACGGUCUAAUUGGCAUUGCAAUUACCAUAGAAGUAGUCUUUACAAUUGUGCGAAUUUAUUCGCGUAAAGCAUUAAUACAACAAAUAAUUCAGAAAUUGAAUAAUAUUAUGCGCGUGAAGGACAAAAUAAUGGCAAACAUAGUGAUGACGACGGUAAAUUCGAUGAAGACUCCUCUCAAAUUUUAUUGGCUAAUUGGCAUAAUUUCACUAAUCCUGUGGUUCACCGUGCCGUUUGCAUUAAUUUUAAAGAAAAAUUCCUUCGUCUACUUGGAUUACAGAAUGCCAGUCGUGUUAUCCAAAGAGCCAUUCUCGAACGGUAUUUUUCUAUUGGGAAGUCUAAUUGUUAUGUUCAGCAGCAUGUACAUCUUUACGAAGAAAGUCAGUGUGGAUAGCUACGUAAUAAAUAUGAUAUUGUUGGUCACGGCACAAUAUAAAUACAUCGCGUUGAAACUCUCCAUGAUAUUUCAAGACGAAAGGUUACAGAAUGAUAAUCACAGUUCUAGUAAAAAGACACCUUGUCCUGAAAUAAAUUUAUACGCGGAAAAGGAAAUGAAAUAUAUAUGUCGUCAUCAUAACGUGGUUCUUCACGUCACAUUAAUGCUAAGAGAGCUGUUAGCUCUAAGUCUCAGUAUAAUAUAUCUAAACAGCGUUUUCCGGUUUUGCUGCAUUGCUAUUAUGGUGAUCUCAAUACCAUCAAGCGAUUUGAAUGUAAAAUUCGUAUUUACUUUGUAUGCUUGCGGUGGAAUAGUGCAGCUAUACAUACUGUGUUCUUGUGUGCAACAACUACUAGAUGCGAGCAGUGAAAUGACGGAUAAAGCAUUUCAUAAAGGAUGGUAUCGAUAUGGAACAUCUAUAAAACGAAUAUUUAUAAUUAUGAUGAUGGCUAAUAACUUAGAACUUAAACUUUCAACGUUUAAGAGAUACAAUUUAUCUCUGUCUUCAUUUAUGACAAUUUUAAACCAAUCAUAUUCAAUCGCUCUUAUACUAUUAAGAACUUAUUAA
This is a messenger RNA of Nylanderia fulva, 1200 nucleotides long. RefSeq lists its product as uncharacterized. Gene Ontology annotation, cellular component: plasma membrane. NCBI's taxonomy places the organism in Eukaryota, Metazoa, Arthropoda, Insecta, Hymenoptera, Formicidae. Gene Ontology annotation, molecular function: olfactory receptor activity; odorant binding. Gene Ontology annotation, biological process: sensory perception of smell; detection of chemical stimulus involved in sensory perception of smell. The record is from RefSeq and is a predicted model, not a curated record.